AAACCAAUAAUAUAUAUAUAUUUUGAUCCAUUAGUGCUUUAUUUUGAGCAACGAAAGUGAAUAUGUUGUGUGUAUAAAUAGGCCAAAAGCUUUACUCUGUUUUCCACAACAACAACAACAACAACUGUGUACACAGUUUUAGUGUCGUUUUGAAGAUCAGAAGGCAUGAGCAGGUUGAAGAGAUCCGAAAUUGUUCUUGUUUUGUGCCUCACCCUUCUUCUUCUAAUAACGCCUCUUCUUUCCUCAUCCCUUAGACCCACAUAUCUCUACUUCGUCUUCAACCUCCUCAUCCUUGGCCUUCUCUCCUCUGCCUUCCCAAAUAAUGCUCACAGCCCCAACACCACCCCUUCCCCUCACACCUCUGCCAACAACCACAGGGCUCUAGAGAAGGCCCAUUCCGACAACAUUCCCCCUCCCAAUCCCAAAAUCGAAUCUCUCAACAAGUGUCCCUCUGCUUCCACCAUUUUCUUCAUCGGAGAUGUCGACAGUGAGGAGGCGGAAGAGGAGGCUUCUGGCGGCGGCGCCGGUGGAAAUGGGCAAGACUUGUUUGCCCAAGCUGAGACGUUUAUUGGGAACUUCUAUAAGCAGUUGGAGAUGCAGAAACAGGAGUCUUGGAAGAAUAAAACUAAAAUGGAAGGGUUUGUGCAGUUUAAUUCAGCUUAUUCAAUUGUGUUUCUGUUUUACUUUUGGAUUAACUCGUGUUACCAAUAUCACUUCUAUUUUAGUGCAUUUACAAUGUCUGGGGAUAAAUCAUUUACAUAACUUACAUA
Molecule: messenger RNA, 770 nt
Organism: Cucurbita moschata (crookneck pumpkin)
Lineage: Eukaryota; Viridiplantae; Streptophyta; Magnoliopsida; Cucurbitales; Cucurbitaceae
Exons: 2
Coding region: 166-762 (198 amino acids)
Source: RefSeq, a predicted model, not a curated record